Uranotaenia lowii is the source of this 1359-nucleotide messenger RNA. RefSeq lists its product as uncharacterized. The transcript is spliced from 2 exons. Bases 1 to 1359 code for a protein of 452 amino acids. Lineage: Eukaryota; Metazoa; Arthropoda; Insecta; Diptera; Culicidae. The record is from RefSeq and is a predicted model, not a curated record.
AUGGCGGCCGACUCCGGCGGCUCAAUUCCGGUUUUCGGGUCUCGAUUUGCCUUAUUGGAUGGCAAUGAAGCAAACUGUAACGCGAAAUUCAGUGUAAUGGGGAAAAAUAAAAAAAGGCAUGCUCAACGUGAGGUUGUUGGGGAAAUUAACUUUACAAAGCAACAACGUCUUGAUGGAGGUGACAACGGUUCUCGUUUCCUCAUUCUGAGUCGAACGGACAAAGACAAAACAAUGGAGGACGUAAAUCCAUUUUUGAUAAAACGGGCCAUCGAUGCUAUAUCUGCGAACAUCAAGAUCGAAAGGUACAAAAACGGUACACUGCUCUUGAAAACCGUGAACAGGCAUCAAGCGGAAAAAAUCAUCAAGCAAACAAAACUAACCGACGGAAUCAACAUUGCAGUUAUCGACCAUCCCUCGAUGAAUAAAUCCAAAGGCACGAUAUAUUGCCCGGAUUUGAAAAUGUUGAAAGACGAAGAAAUUCUGAAAGAACUUUCUCCUAGCCAUGUGUCUGAAGUGAAACGUAUUACGCGAAAAGACAAAAGUGGAAAGAUCGUGGAAACAGGUGCUUUCAUCCUCACUUUCGACCUUGGGGCCUUACCAAGUUCAAUAGAUGCAGCCUUUUACCAGUGCAAAGUUCGUCCCUACGUCCCCUUCCCCCUACGGUGCAUGACAUGUCUUAGAUAUGGACAUAAAAAAGACCAGUGCAAAGGAAACGGUAUCUGUGCAAUGUGCGCUAAUCUAUUCCACGACAAGAAACCAUGUGCUUCGACACUUACUUGCGUAAAUUGUCGAGGUAGCCACUCAGCACUGUCGCGUGAGUGCCCGGUUUUCAUCGACGAGUUUGAGAUCCAGCGUAUCCGAGUUGAAGAGAGAGUUUCUCUAAAAGACGCCAGACGAAUUCGACGCCUACGUGUACCGAACGUUAUCACCGUGAGACCAAAUCUGAGAGAGAGUUACGCCGCAGCUCUCAGAAACGAAAGAAGAGAGGAACAUCAACAGCCCACUUCCGGGAACUCAACAACAAGCAAACCAACAACAACUGAAACUACCAACGAAAACAUCGAACCAACUGAAUCAUCGCCAAGCCACACCAACCAAGAUAAACCAUCCACCACCACUCAAUCUCCAUCAUGGGCCGAUAUGAUGGAGACGCCUGAUACAUCAUCAUCGAAGACAACAGACCAAAAGGAAACAAACGACAAACAAUCAUCGCUCGAAGAAACAGGUUCACAUUUAUCUCAACAGACAAAUGAUGAGCCUUUACCACAACAAUUGAGUCACGCAAGUAGUAACAUAACAUACACAAGUAAUUCAAACAACGUAUCCAUUCCAAACACAGUAGAAAACAUAAUAGGUUAA